Molecule: messenger RNA, 3498 nt
Organism: Helobdella robusta
Lineage: Eukaryota; Metazoa; Annelida; Clitellata; Rhynchobdellida; Glossiphoniidae
Exons: 18
Coding region: 1-3498 (1165 amino acids)
Molecular function (GO): protein binding
Source: RefSeq, a predicted model, not a curated record
AUGAUUCUUGUUAUUGUGCAACAAUCGUACAGCAACAACAGCAACAACAACAGCAACAACAACAGCAACAGCAACAACAACAGCAACAACAACAUCAACAACUCGGACAUCAACGUCAUUUACAUCAAUAACAAUGCCACCAAAAUCGCCACCAUUUCAGCCAAUGACGUCAAACUUGACAACAACAUCAUCAACAACAACAUCAUCAACAACAACAUCUUCAACAUCAUCAACAACAACAUCUUCAACAUCAUCAACAACAACAUCUUCAAUUGGAAAUACAUCAUUAGAAACAUUAGAAACGCAGGCAACAUCAACAACUCAGCAACAAUAACAACAACAAUACCGACAUUGGUAAUUGUCACAUCCCUGAAACCGGUGACGGCCAGAAUCGGAUCGGAUGUUUCGUUUACUUGUACCGUCGGUUUAAAUUACGAUGGCAAUGAUCUGGAUAUAUACUGGAAAUUUACACUUCCGUCAGCUCCCCAAUUAUCGUUAGUGAACUUUCCUCAAACGACGGCGGCCGAGGAGAACGACUGGCUUUCCAUGAACUGCUCUUCCGGAAACGCCAAUCCAUACAGUGACGUCAUCAUCAGAUGGUUCAUUUCCGGUUUCGAGUUAGUUACGUCUGGAGGAAAUGGUUUAUCGCCCACUGCUUCUACUACUUCCGCUGCUACCUUCAGUAAUAAUGAUACCGGCCCGUCGGUUAAAUUCGGCGGUUUUUAUUCGGUGCUAAACCUGAAAUUGAAUCGAUAUUCGUUCGGUUCGGAUGUCUAUUGCAGAAUGGAACAUCGCUACUUUGAUCUGUUGGGUAGUGACAGUAGAAGGGUUGAGCUUAUUUUCAAAUAUGCUCCGAAGUUGAAACUCCCAAAAGCUGAUGCCAUCUUACGGAUAAAAGAGAACAACCCAAUAAAUAUCUCCUGCGAUGUCUCAUCCAACCCUUACCCCGAUUUGCAGAGCAUCAAAUGGUAUAAAAAUGAAACGAUGAUUUCUAUUGGUCGAGAGUUGUACGUGCCACGGGCCAAGCGAUCCGAUUCGUCGGUUUACGAAUGUAGGGCGACCAAUGAGAUGAGAGGAUUCGAUGGCGAGGUUGUUAUUGGCCAAGGAAAUGAGUCAGUUCAACUCCGGGUUAUAUACAAACCAGGAGCAGCUACAAUAGCACUGACCAACCAAUCAAACGUCUACCUAGGCGAUGACGUCAUUAUGACUUGUACGGUUGAUGACGUUGAUCCAGCUACAAAACUGGGCGUGACCUGGUUCUACAACGGUGACGUCAUCAAUCAAUCAUCCCCGUUAAUCUCUUCGUCAUCCUCUUCCUCUUCAUCAUCUUCGUCGUCGUCGUCGUCAUCUUUGAAAUUGUUCAGCGUAACUUUCGAUAGCGUUGGAAAUUAUUCGUGUGGCGGAAGUAACGAAGCGGGCGUCGGUGGCCUCUCUAGCGUUUUGAUGCUCGACGUUUUUGAAAAACCAAAACUAAAAUCAUUUUCCCCGCCACAAACUUCCGCCAUCUUGGAACUAAACCCCAAUGACGUCAUCCCUAAACUGACAUGCCAAGUCACCGGUAGACCGGCUCCUGAUUUGGUGUGGACGAAAGAUGGGACGCCAAUAAAUAUGGACGACAGUGGAAAAGUGAAUUCCAAUUAUGAAUCUGAAUAUUUUACUAUAACCAGUAAAAUUUACGACAAUGAAAACAGUAAUAGUAGCAGAAACAGUAGCGAUAGCAGCAGCAGUAGCAGCAGCAGCAGCAGUAGUAGUAGUAGUAGUGGCGUUUCAAAAAGUCUAAAAGUUACAGAAUCAAAUAUUGUAAUCAAAUCAGGCACUUCACCCUCUAUCAGCUCUGGAAAUUAUUCCUAUUGGGCUAGACAAACAAACAACAACAACAACAAUAACAACAACAACAAUAAUAAUAAUAAUUUGAUGUUUUAUAUGGGUAGCUCUUUGAUUGCUGUAAAACCUGAUUUUAAUCAGCCAAUAACAUUCAAAUGUGCGUGCUCUUCCUAUCCAAUUCCAUCGUUUACAUGGAAACAAAACAAUUCAACGAUUAAUUCUAUAAGCUCCAAUAAAUACGUCAUCAGAGAGGCUGUCACUGAUUGGCCAGCAAAACAUCAAUCAUUAUUAACUCUCACCUUAUUGGAAAAGAGCGACUCUGGGGCGUAUACGUGUGAAGCUAAAAAUAACUUAGGGUCCGCUCUACAGCAAUUUAUGCUUGCUGUCAAUAUUAGUGAAAUUAGUGUAAAAUCGUCAGCGUGGGACUCUCUGACAGUUUCUUGGACCCCAGGGCAAGAUGGCGGAUAUAAGCAAACUUUUAAAGUCUACUGUUUGGAUGGCAAAAAAUCAAAGUUAGUGAAAAGACAAACAACAACGGAACAGAGGAAUAGUUUGGAACCAAUUGUAACUUCUGAAACAUCUGUCGUUAUUAAAGGCUUGAAACCGUCAACCGAAUAUCAAGUCAUAGUCGAAUCUUCGAAUAAACUCGGUUCGUCCGGUAAUUCAAGUGAAUAUUCCGUUAAGACACUGGCUCUCGAGAUUCUCGCCACAAAAGACUUGACCUAUCAGAGACGAUCUCAGUCAAUCAUUAACUUGAAUCCACCAAACAUAUCGCCGGAAUCAUCGUGCCUUAGAAUUGUCCCAACCAAUCAAAUUACCAACAAUCAGAUCAAUAAAACGUUGGCAGUUUUCAAAUGUUUGCCACUGAAAGAAACUGAAACUAGGCUAAAAAUAAAUGACGAAAGUGUUUUUGGGGAUUUCCAGAACGUGGAACGCACGGAAUUCCCAAUCAAAGAAAUGCUACAGAUCGAAGAUUUAAACAAUCGGGACAUCUCUACUAACUAUGACGUCACUGAAACGGGCAGCCAAUCGAGAGAGCCAAACAAUUUGAAUUUUAAAUAUUUAAACAACCGACCGGAUGUUGUUGCCACUGGUGGAGGAGGAGUUGAUGACGUCAACAUGGUCGAUCUGAGUAGAUACGAUUCGCCUGUUGAGGUGAAGCGAGCUUCAUAUUCCAGCAGUAAAACGACAAGCCACAACAGCUACUACACCAACGGCCAGAACAACAACAAGGACAACAGUAACACUCAUAACAACAAACUGAUAAAUAACAACAACAAUUUGAUUUUCUACAGCAGUAGCAACAACAACAACAACAACAAUAAUUACAAUAACGAUAAACCUCUUACAAACAUUUACAACAACAACAACAACAACAACAACAACAACAACAACAACAACAAUGAUAAUAAUAAUAAUAAUAAUAAUGUAAAUAAUAAAACUAAUCAAAUUUUUUACCUACAACCACCCAUUUAUUUUAAUAACGACGGUUACGUUGGUGGUAGCGGAAGUGACAACGAAGACGACGAGGCAAAUGGCGGGAAAAUAUUUUACGAGAAGAAGAAGAAGAAGAAGAAGAAGAAGAAGAAGAAGAAGAAGAAGAAGAAGAAGAAGAAGAAGAUGAUGAUGAUGAAGAAGAAGGAGAAGAAGAAGAAGAAAAAGAAGAAUUAUUGA